Molecule: messenger RNA, 2185 nt
Organism: Colletotrichum navitas
Lineage: Eukaryota; Fungi; Ascomycota; Sordariomycetes; Glomerellales; Glomerellaceae
Product: cytochrome P450 oxidoreductase OrdA-like protein
Exons: 6
Coding region: 450-1838 (462 amino acids)
Molecular function (GO): monooxygenase activity; iron ion binding; heme binding
Source: RefSeq, a predicted model, not a curated record
AGCUUGGCGGUUUUGGGUUUACCGGCUCAACUCCCGAUCACGAAUUUAUAGGUAGGCCUACAUCAAGACAGAGAUCUCCCAUCAAAGACAUUAUUGCUACUCCAAAGUAAUCUUGGGACUUCCAUAUCCUCUUCUCUCAAACUUACCUAUCGGCCCUCGCAAUGGAGAACUUCUCGUUGCUUGUCGGUUUCGGCACCAGCCUGGUGUUCAUUUUCGCCAUCGGCAAGCUAUUCCAAGCAAGGCAGAACGCUAGCCGCCUUCCCUUGCCACCCGGCCCAAAAGGUCUCCCUCUUGUUGGGAAUCUACGGGAUAUGCCUCCUCGGAACACAUUCGCGGCUUACCAUUGGGCCAAGCACAAAGACUUGUACGGUAUGAAUAGCAAAGACUGCUCAUCUAGCAGAGAUGCCGAAGUUUCGAAUACCCUAGAUUUAAACUGAGUGAUACUUCUUAUGACAGGUCCCAUCAGUUGCCUCAGCAUACUAGGCGACACAAUCAUCGUCAUCAACGACGCUCAGAUUGCGUUUGAACUCUUUGAAAAGCAGUCUUUGAAGUUCUCCGGACGACCGUCACUGGAAUUUGCCACAAUGGUCGGAUUCGGGCAAAGCACCGGUGGGCUGCCAUACAACGAGACACUGCGCGCCCAUCGAAAACAGUUUGCCCGAAUCAUUGGUACGCAAGCGUCAGUAAGCCAGUUCGACAAGCUGCAAGAGACCGAAGUAGCCCACUUUCUCCUUCACUUGUUGGAUGACCCGGAGAACUUGGAGAAUCACAUCGCAAAGGAGGUUGGUUCCGUCAUCCUCCAUAUUGUCUACGGCUACAGCGCCGAGAAUUUCAAGAAGGAUCCUCUUAUCUCUGUGAUAAAUAGAGUGAUGGAGCAAUUUGCCCGGGCAGCAGUGCCUGGAGCCCAUCUAGUUGAUGUUCUCCCCAUAUUACGAUAUGUGCCAUCGUGGUUUCCUGGAACAGGCUGGAAGAAAGAGGUAGAGUUAUACGCCAACGAACUUGACGAAUCAGUUGAGAGGCCCUAUGCCUUCGUCGAGCACCAAAUGACGCAGGGCCACAGCAACGAGUCCUUUCUCGCGCGUCUGAUGGACCAUGGAAAAGAUACGAGCGAGGAUAAAUAUAUCAACAAAUGGGUAGCCGCAUCCAUAUAUCAAGGUGGAUCGGAUACUACUGUCGCAGCCAUCUAUGGCUUCUAUCUGGCCAUGACACUCUAUCCGGAUGUGCAGAAAACAGCACAAGAGGAGAUCGACCGAGUAGUGGGCAGCGAGAGAUUGCCUACUAUGGAUGACCGCAACAGUCUACCGUAUGUUGAUGCUCUUGUGAAAGAGAUCAUCCGAUGGUGGCCAGUUGGUCCCAUGGGCCUCCCUCACCUGAACACAGAAGAAGUGGCUUAUCGGGGUUACCGCAUCCCCAAAAAGUCAAUCCUGAUGCCUAACAUCUGGUGGUUUACUCACGACCCUGCCGUAUACAAGAAUCCCAUGGAGUUCUCGCCCGAAAGGUUCCUGGAAGGCCAGGGUCGCGAGCCGGAGUAUGACCCGCGCAAGUUGUCGUUCGGGUUCGGUCGACGCAUCUGCCCAGGAAAAGCCCUUGCUGAAAGCACGUUGUUCCUCAGCAUUGCUCAGUCGCUGGCUGUGUUCGACGUUGCCAAGAAGAUCGUCGACGGCAAAGUUAUCCUGCCGAAGGUCGACCCCAGACCCGGUGUCAUCAGCCACCCGGCUCACUUUGAAACGUCGGUCAAGCCCAGAUCCCAGCAUCACGAGGAGUUGAUUCGCUCGCUUGAGCAAAAGUUUCCCUGGAAAGAAUCGGAUGCGAGGGUGCUGGAGAGAAUGGAGUCAUGACUAGAAGUUGGCGUCUCAACUUCAAUGCUUGUAAUCUUCUCACCACCCUUAUUUCGUCCAUUGGUCAAGUAGGUGGUACUAGACUCUUCUGAGGGUACGUGACGUGAGUCUCACAGGUGUCUUUUUGAAGGAAUAGAUGCUUCUUGCCACCCUCUGGAAUCUAGUGGAUAUCUCCACACGCAGUCUCUGUCUGCCCACUUUACACAGCUAGGUAGCUUCUAUGCAGCUUCAAAAAGUGUCAUUGUGGAGUCCCUAGCAAAUGCGAAAUUUGAAUCAGUAAAAUAACAGCCGAAAGGCUUCAAACCUUACGCUAUUCAAGUCACCGAGUACUUUGGUGCCAAGAACCU